Messenger RNA from Corapipo altera (White-ruffed manakin), 1283 nucleotides. RefSeq names its product glutathione peroxidase 3 (gene GPX3). Lineage: Eukaryota; Metazoa; Chordata; Aves; Passeriformes; Pipridae. Gene Ontology annotation, molecular function: glutathione peroxidase activity. The record is from RefSeq and is a predicted model, not a curated record. The transcript is spliced from 5 exons. Gene Ontology annotation, biological process: response to oxidative stress.
CCGGGCUCGGAGGUGACAGCAGGCGACAGCAGCGCUGGUCCCCGCCGCUGGCCCCGGGCUGUCAGGGGGGUGCCAGCACCCCUCACCCCGCGCCCCACCAUGGGGGGCUGCUCCCGCAGCGCCUGGAUUUUGCCCCUUUUCUUGGCUGGGCUCGUCCAGCCGGGGUGGAGUGAGCAGAGGGAGAAGGUGGAUUGCUACAACUCCGUAAACGACACCAUCUACAAUUAUGGAGCCAUGACCAUCGAUGGGGACGAGUUCAUCCCCUUUGAGAGGUACAAGGGGAAGAUGGUGCUCUUCGUCAACGUGGCCACGUACUGAGGCCUGACCCUGCAGUAUGUUGAAUUGAAUGCACUACAAAAUGAGCUGAGAGACCAGGGGCUUGUGGUCCUCGGCUUCCCCUCCAACCAAUUUGGGAAGCAGGAACCUGGCCAGAACUCAGAGAUCCUCCCUGCUCUGAAGCACGUCCGGCCAGGAGGUGGCUUUGAACCCAAUUUCCAGCUCUUCCAGAAGGGGGAUGUGAAUGGGGUCAAGGAGCAGAAGGUCUUCACCUUCCUGAAGAAUGCCUGUCCCCCGGUGACGGAGAACUUUGGGAACCCCAACAAACUCUUCUGGGAGCCUCUGCGGAUCCAUGACAUCAAGUGGAACUUCGAGAAGUUCCUGGUGGGGCCUGAUGGCGUGCCUAUCAUGCGCUGGUACCAUCGCGCCAACAUCGGGGUCGUGAAGAACGACAUCAUGGCCUACCUGAGGCAGCGGCAGGAGAAGCAGGACAAGUAGAGCUGGCAUGAGGGCCGGCAUCCCCCCUGGCUGCUUCCCCAUCCAUUCCCUCCCAGGAUGUUCCCUGGCAGCCAGAGCUAAAUGCUGUCCCCUUCCAUUGCUGCCGUCUCUGUCACCCCCCCAGCCAGGAUGCUGGGCUGGGUCACCCUGUGUCAGAGACCUCAGCAAUGGGAGUGGGACAUUUCCAAUAACUCCAUGUCCCACCUCCACCCCUGGUGGUGAUGUCUCCUGGCCUCCAGCUUGCACUCCUCUGCCCCACCAUCCCAGGCAGUGGGAGGAUGCAGGGGCCAGCUGCCCCUGGAGCAGAAGACCACGUCUCCAUGAAGGCUCAGCCCGAAAGCCCCCAGUGUGGGGUGGGCCUGGCCUGAUCCUGCCGAGCACGGAGCAGCUCUUCAGUGCAUUCAAGCUGCCCGUGGUUCUGGUGCACAGACGUGCUGCUCUCCCAGUCGGGGGCAGCUGACCCCUCGCCCCCCACCAUAGAAACACCAAAUAAAGGCUCUGCAAAUGCA